CUCCUUCAGUCGUUCGUCGUCGGCCAGACAAAGUGGAGGUAGCUAACUAGAAAACUAGAAAUCCCCAUCUACCUACGUAAGAAGAACAACUCUUCGGGGCAGGGAGAUUCAGUCUAAUCCCCAAGUCAGUUUCAAUGCGUAGCGAACGGUGGAAGGACUUCUUUAUUCACGAAUCGUGCAACGGGAUUCAGUCAUUUUCAGAUACCUGUGAAUGAGGGAUUUAGAGACGUACCAUCACCCAUCAUCGAAGUCAGUCCCAGCUUCAAGUAAACGCGUAGAAAGUGUUUGUGUGUUUUGAUUGCGAAACAGCGGACUAUGUAGUGCGUGAUUUUCGAGCUGAAAGUUGAAAAUAGGCUGUUCAGAGAGUGCAUUUAUUUUUCAUGUGAGGUUUCCAGCCAGUGGAAGGAAACCAUCAAGAAAAAACAGAGUACGACGAGAUCUGGAUUAUCCCUGCAUGGAGCAGAGAUUACUAUCCUUGAGUUAUUUUUAAGUUUGGAAGUAAGUGAUUCACCAUUCGAGGAAAGAGGAGCCUCGACGAAACGAAGUAAAUAAUCGCCACAUAUUGGUGUCUCGUGUCGAAUGGUGCAAAAUAGUGAAAGAAUUCUAAAGAAUCAAGUGCAGUGUUUUGAAGCGUUUCUACGAACACAAUCUCAACGCGAACAUCGUCAUCAUCAUCAUUGGGUUGGGUUGGUGUUGUUUUUUGCACCACAUUCAUAUGAACCUUCUUACAACCCCCUCCUCGCCAUACCGUGAUCCGUCAAUAGGCAGAACGGAGAGGAGCGUGUGGAAAGUUUUCCUCAAUCGAAAACGAAACACAAAAACAAGAGUGUAGUGAGCAAGCGAGAAGCGAACCCGCCAGCUAGGGAACGUUCAGUCAGUGGAGCCAGAGCGAGCAAAAUAAACUCGAACAGCUGAGAAACCUUGAAAAUUAAUUCGUCGGGUUGGUCGGGUCCGGGUGAGUUGUGGAAAAAAAUAACAAACGCGGAAUAAGUUGAAGAGUUGAAAAGCGAGUUUACGAAGAAUAACAAGAAGAAGAAACCCCCGGACUGGAAGAACGGAAUACAGGCAGCCUAUCGGGGGAAUCGAAUCAGAGUCGCGCAAACAUGCCGUGGUACGAUCCGUGGACCAAUGUGAUCAAGAAGAAAGUGUGUCGCUUCGUGCUGCAGCGAUACCUCGGUCAGUUCAUCGAGGAGAAGCUCAGCCUCGAUCAGCUGAAUGUAGAUUUUUACAACGGGACCGGAACGGUGUACGACGUGACGCUGUACUGCCAGGCACUAAAUGAUCUCUGCGAAGGACAGGGCUGGGGAAUCGAGGUAUUAUGCGGUCACAUCGGUGCAGUCACGGUGAACAUUCCCUACGAGGCCCCGCUGGCAAAGGACAGCUCGAUCGAAGUGACCAACCUAUCCAUCAGCCUCCGCCCGAAAGCCCGGGUCACCGAUGGCACGUCAAUGUUCGAGUCGAUGUGGUCAUCGAUGUCCAGCUCGAUGCAACUGGCACAGGAGUGCCUGCAGCGGGAAAGUGGAUGCGCCGAGUCUCCCUCGGCCGCCCCAACUAGCACAAUCGAAGGGCUGGAGAAGUUUGCACAAAUCAUCGACAACGUGUUGAACCGAAUAAAGGCCCGCUUGGUCAACACGGAAUUACGACUGGAAUACCUGCCACCGGACAGUGACUGCGGGGUUGCGCUAAUAGUCAAAAUUAAGAGCAUCGAUUACCAAAAUGAAGCCGGAAAUGAUCCAGCCGAACGGCAUGGAUCAGACACCGCCAGUGAAGACGGCACCAGUAGCCAGCACGAGCCACGAUCCAAACAAAAAUCUUUCCUCAUUUCUACACAUGCCACGCAUCACAUCAGUAUGGAGGGAAUCACAUUCUACACGGAGGAAUUCCGGAUACACAAUCCACGGCAACGACGACGACAACAACAACAACAACAACAAUCGCCCCAGCAACAAUCGGAGCCCUCCUCCUGCGCGGAUAAUCGUGGCAGUAGCGGCGCCAGUGAGCAGUUUCUUAGCACGAUGUCGGAUUUGCCGGAAUCGGUGGCGUCUGGCGGCAAUGAGUUCUAUAGUUUUACAAGCGCAUGUGAUAGUAGCAAUAGUAGACAUAAUUAUAAGCGUACAGACAGUAAGGGAAGCACCAGCGGAGCCCCCUCCGAGGUGGAUGAAGACGAAGAUGACGACUAUGUGGAAUGCAUUCGAUCAGGCGAGAUCCUGGCAGGCAAGAUCACAUCGAAGCAGGAGGUUCGGAUCAGGAUGAAACAGGCGGACAACCUGAGUGGACCGAACGUUGAGUUGGAAAUGAGUUUGGGGUGCUUGCAACUGUUUCUCUCCCCAAGGCAGUUGCAUUCAAUUGUGCUGCUGAGUGACACCAUGCUCGGACUGAAUGAGAUACCCUCGCCUUCCAAGUGUUCACCUCCCGAAUUGAUACCCAAAGAGCAGCGAUACGAGGAGACGGAAUAUGACUUGAAGCACAACAUAAAUCGCAUGAGUGGAGGAAUCGGGUUAAAUCAGGGGUGGUCACUGGCCGACCCGAUGCAGACAAUGAUUCAAGAGCAAGCUGAUUUUUUGGGCAGCAACUUCCGAGAAGACGAAGGGGUGUCGGAAAUGAUAGAGUCAUCCAACAGUUCCAUGACAAGCUCGUUCACAUCGUCUAGCAUGGGUUCUAGAACGACAUCCGCAAGUAGGAGACGGAUGAUCGACCCGGAUGCGGAUGCAGAUAUAUCAAAGUUUAAUGUAAGGGUGGCAGCAAUAGCGAUUGUGCUAUUGCAUGAAGAUUUGCUAGUGGAAAGCAGUCAAAUCAAUUCGAAUGAGUCACCGCUAAGUGAAGCGAGCGUUCAGAAGCUGCAAACAAAAUCAGAACAAUUCUUCCAUUCAAUUGGCAAUUUGGGGCUUGGCCUAGGAGCAAAUGAUAUUCUGAAUGCUGGACUUAUUAUGGAUUCUGGUUGUGAUAGCAGUCACUUACGGUUGCUACUUGCGCCAAUAAUCGUGGAGGGAGAUGAGCAACGAAAUCGACUCGGAUCAUUGUUACGGUUUACGAUUUCUGUAGCCCGAGUUGAUCUGCGUGAAGUACUGACAGACGUAUCGGUUCCCUUGCUAGAGUUCUAUCGUGAACGAAAUUCAACUGCACUGCCAAAGCGUCCGGAGCUCUCGGCAAGUUUCAAACAGACUUGCAAUGCUAUAAAAGGAUCAAGCGGAAAACGCUUCACUCCUCCACGAACGGAAAUACGUUGCUCACUUGCUCCGUUCCUAACCGAGUUUGAUAUCACUAUUCUGGAUCGGCUGAGUUCCUUAAUUUAUCAAUCUCCUUUUGCUGCCUACUACAACCAGUCCACUCCAGUUAAUUCUCCUGCAUCGCCAUCACACGCAGGAUCUAGUCGAAAAAUGGAAGCCAAAACCGAUCUAUACAUAGACUCCCCUGCCAUCGAUUUUCGGUUAAGAUUUCCAAUCCCAGACUUGAGGCCCAUCCAUGACCCUCAACGUGUUCCUUGGUGGCGUCGUAACAUUCGGUCCGACUACAUUAUGGUAAAAUUGCAGCAAGCUCAUGCCACCAUAGCCUUGAACCCGCACCCAAUUUUCGACAUCUCGGCAAACGAGAUUCAGCUUUUCUACCACGAAAGUGAUCAGAAGAGCGACUGUGUACAUAUAGGCAAAGCUGUGAUGACAGAUAAUCUGGGAAGUAGGUACAGCCCUAGUCAUGGCGGCAAACAAUCGGAACCGACCCCACCCACGGGAGUGGAAUAUCCACGAAUCGUGAUCGAAAUCCCUAGUGAAGCGGCCAUGCAAAGGCUACAGGAAGAGAGCACCAAGGCGAAAGCCAAUCCCCAGAAGCGCACCAUGACCAGCGAGGAAAGCGACAGCGAACCAACGUCGGGCGAAAGCUUCGGUGUGACAACUGGCCGAAGCAAAGAGGACACUCCUUUUAGCGCUAGGCGCGUGUGUCGCGAAAGUGACACACCGCACAUGAAAGCAUCGGCCGACGAUCCGGAAACGUUAACACUGCCCGGCGAUGCCGAAGAACUGGACGCAUUCUGUACGGCGGCGAUGAAGCUCAGCAGAAUACAGCUGCGGAUCGAUUUGCCGGUCGUGAGCUUGCAACUCAAAUCUAAACAUCUGUACGAGGUGAUCUACAACCGCAUCAGCACGGAUCUUCUGCUUUGGGCACCGAGUGCGCCAGCAGCAACGGCGGCAGCGGAAGCGAGUGCCAACCUUAGCGCUUCAAGGGUAGCGUUCCAAGAACCCCAAAUCAACCUCGCCAGCAUGGGAAUGAUGGACAGCAUCUACGCUCCGUUCACGAUGUGCCAAAGUGCAAUACAACUCGAUUCCAGCUCAUCGGCCACCAAUUCGGAGUCGGAGUCCGACUCGGAUGGGAUAUUCUAUUCGGUGUACGAUCGCAGCUGCAGACGGUUACCGGGUGAAACCGCCGGAAGCGGAGCAGGUGACCAGCGGAAGCAGCACCAUUCGGGGCACCACCACGGCGGCAAUCGGAGGCAUCAACAGCAGCACCAGCGGAACGCAUCGUUUGUCGACCGGAGCAAUGCCAUAUCGUUUCAGUUGAACAUUGGGCAAGGCAUGCUAACGAUGUUUGCACCAGUGCGGGAUGCCCAGAAACACGUGAUACCGGGACAGCUCGGCGAGUUCAUCGUGAAAAUUCAGUCAACAUACGUUUUCUCGGUGAACGGCUUCCACGGGAAUACCAAUCUUGGAUAUCUUUGCAUUCAAGGCAAAGCAGCUGACAUCUAUCAUUGUGGCCUAAUCCCAACACCAGCCAACAACCCACCCCUGCGGCUGGUGAACAGUGUACUUCCGGCGUACAUCUUGAGCACACUCUAUCCCACGCCAAGAAAUCUUACCGUGAAUGAUCAGCGCGGAUGUCCGAAGCGGGAAAUGUUCUCCCUAGCCAUACAGAUCAAAGCCCUUCCAGAGCAAAACAUCAAACGGAUUCGCCUAGCGGCUGGCAUUCAGCUGACAACGCUGCGACACCACUCCACCCUGCCGCAACAUUCGUGGCUUACGCAGCUGAUGGACAUGUUCGACGUGGUGGACUAUCCGGUGCAAGGCUACACUCCCCUUGGUGUGAUAACCGAAAUGCAUCUGCAUCUGUGGGAUUGUGCGAUCGAUUACCGGCCGCUGUAUUUCCCAUACCGGGCGGUGAUUACGAUCGGUGCAUUCAUGAUCAGCAGCAAUAUCACAACGGAGAGUUCUGGUCUGACGUUGAGGUUUAUCGCCGAGGAUGCGGCGUUAUGCCUGGCGCCACAAGUGGUCACACUGCCUAAUGUUGAGAAGGACAUGCCACAAAGGCGAAGUAGUAGUGCCAGUACAAGAGAGGAGAACAAAGUCACGGUUCUGCCUGCUAGUGAACUGGUCUGUUUGGUUGAGCUUGGGCUAUUUGAGAUUUCUCUUAGGUUGAACGAAAGAGCUACUUGUUCGUUUCCCAAAUUUGAUCUAAGAACUGCCAUCAAUGACGUUCAUGUGCGAACCUGUGCUGAUUCUGGAAGGGCAUUGGCACAGUUGAUUGGAUACCUAGCGGCUGAAGGGGAUUUGUUACCCCAAGAUGAUGGAACAAGCGAUGUUGGGGAUAAUGAGAGCGUUUGUGGUUUGCCGAUGGGGACCGAACUUGAAGGGGACUUGGUUCCUGUGAAAUCUGCCCAAGCACCAGAAGUCACGCCGAAGCAACAGCAACGAGUGAAUGUUCUAAUGGCUGAUGCGAUGGAAGAGAGUAUGUCCCUGCAAAGCACCAAUAGUGAUCUUUCCCGGGACGAUCAAUUGGUAGCAGACGGGGAAGGAGUUGAAGUAUUUUUCUUCCCCGAUGAAGAUCAGACACGGGCAGCCGCACAGAAAAAGUUGAUGAACAAUCUUAUUUCGGACAAUAGCAAUAAACGACGGUUUGCUUCGGAUGAUGAUUCACUGAGUAUAGACGAAGGAUCGAGCAUUCCUUCAUCGUACCAGGACGACGAUCAUUACCUGAAACAAAGGCAGUUUGAUGAGCAAUCCGAUGACAAUGUUAGCUACAAUACGGAUGUGCGAGAGUUACUUAAUUUCGAACGAUCGGUAAUGGGAUUGCAGAAGGAUAAUGAAGAAGACGAAGUGGUUGAAGCUCUUCCACAAGUUACAAUGGAUUUUGGAGAUGUUUCGAAGGUCGCACACAAAUUGGAUAAAAGUCCUCAGCGGAAAGUUAGCUCCGAUACGGAUGAAGAUUUCUGCUUCAUUGCGGAUGAAGAAAAGCCGCAUUGUGGAAAUCAAGAAGUACCAGUGCUGGAAGACCCGAUUCGCAUAGUUGAUAAUCAUUUCAGUGUUCCAACAGGGAAACCUGACCUUCUACUGGCCCCGAAAGGCUUCCCAAUGGCAGUCACUCGGUACACUAUCUGCGAAAUGACAGUCACUUGGCAUGUGUACGGAGGUCACGAUUUCGCUACAGAUGACGAUAAAAAGAAAUCCAAAGCGAAAAAGUCGCAUUCUGAACUGCCAUUUGCGCAUUUCCCCAUGUCCGAGGCGUACAAAAGUGGCGUGAGUUAUUCAAAGGGAUCUCCUUCUGUAUCUUUCGGCACCUCUCAAAAACUGACGUGGAAAAGUCGCGGUGGACCCGAACGAAGGCAUGACGUUAUGAUGGAGGUUCAGAUAAAUAAAGUUAAAUUCUCCCACGAGGUGUACCCAGCGAAUACGGAGCAGGCCUCCCGACAAGUACUCCUCAUAACGGAACUCGAAAUCCUCGAUCGACUGGCGAUAUCGGACAUCAAAAAGUUCCUCUAUCAAUCCAGCCUCCAUAGGCCUAUCAAAGGUAACAACCACAUGAUCGUCAUCAAAGCGCUUCACCUUCGACCAAACCCGAUUCUCCCAGCGCAGGAGUGUUGCCUCCGGAUCUCGGUUCUACCCAUUCGAUUAAACAUCGAUCAGGAUUCUCUUCUCUUCAUGGUUAACUUUUUCAACCAACUCGGAGGUGGAGAUGAUCUGAACGAUCCGGCCAUGCAAUAUCAACAAAGCACCAGUCGCCCUAGUCAUCAAGCGACACCCUCCCUCCAACCACCGGUAAUGAUGGUUGAGCUGCCGGAUGCAGCACAGGAGCUGCAAGCUCGCAAGAUGGUGUCGGAGAAUCUUAUGUUGCUGAUAGAGGAGGAAGAGAAGAACAAGGAUCAACAGGAAACAACCAGUGAAAUGGGUGACGAGGCGCCUCCGAUUUACUUCCGUAACGUAAUUUUCGGUCCGGACGUUCCCAUCCGGAUUGACUAUCACGGCAAACGAGUGGAACUAUCACGUGGUCCGCUGGCCGGGCUACUGAUGGGGCUGGGACAACUGCAGUGUUCGGAGAUCCGGCUCAAGAAGAUCUCCUACAGGCACGGACUGUUGGGCGUUGAUCGUCUGAUAUCGUUCCUGCUGCAGGAGUGGCUCCAGGAUAUCAAGAAAAAGCAGUUGCCGAAAAUCCUUGGAGGCGUUGGGCCGAUGUAUUCGCUUGUCCAGCUAUUCCAAGGCAUUUGGGAUCUGUUUUGGUUGCCGAUCGAGCAGUACCAGAAAGAUGGCCGUAUUGUGCGGGGAUUGCAACGGGGUGCACAGAGCUUCACUGCCAGAACAGCUUUGGCCGCUCUGGAGAUUACCACCAGGAUUAUUCACCUUCUGCAGAUAACGGCUGAAACGGCGUACGACAUGGUUUCGCCUGGACCAUCGGUGCGACGUUGUCGGGGUAACAAGAAAGGCAAGCGAAAACGGUUACACCCGCCACAAGAUAUACGCGAGGGGAUGACCAAUGCCAUACAGAUAGUGAGAGAGGGCAUCAGCGAUACGGCGCAUAACCUGGUGGAGCUCACCGCCCUGGAGCACGACCAAAAGGGAUACACCGGUGCCGUCGGAGCCGUCAUGCGUCAAAUACCACCCAUCGUGGUGCAGCCAAUUGUGCUGGCCACCCAGGCAACCAGCAACGUGCUCGGCGGAGUCAAGAACCAACUGGUGCCGGACGCCCGUGCCGAGGCCCGCGAGAAGUACAAGGACGAUGUGGAAUAGAAGCGCCGCCGACUGGACGCCUUCAGUCGGUCGGUUUAGAUGGAUGUUUUAUUUUAAGGAAAAGAUUGACACUAAUCUUAGAUUUUUAUGUGAUCUAAUGCAAACCCAUUAGUCUGGGUUUUAACGUUUAUGAUUUUUUUUACAAAAAUUUAAAAAAAACUCUUAAGUUGAUCUAGCGUUAGUUUGUCUUGGAACUACUUACCAGGUUUUGUAGUGAAACGAAGGAAAUAAUGUGAUAAACAGUAAUGAAAACAAUAUUUUAGAGCAGCUGAGUUGUGUGCUGACGAAUAUGUAGCUGAUGUCGCAUGCCAAUAACAUUUUUUCGGAAACAGUUUUUUUUAGACAUUUCCAUAGUUAUGCAGAAGGUAUAGCACCAACUAACUACUAAUUCGCUAAUGAUAGAUGGUAAAAACUCUCUACGAACUAAUAUUCUGAUUAAAAACGGCUUAUUCUGAUAAUACUAUUGAAAAAGACCCAUAUCUGGUCUCCUACUUUAUCGUAUUCAGAUCAAUUUAGAGCAUCCAUAUUUCUACAUUAUAAUAAGAACUUACUACAGUUAUCCCUUCAGUAACAGAAACUGAUCUGAUCGAUGAGAUAAUGAUAGAAAAUGACUUCCCGUGUGUGCCGGAAUAAUUGGAAUGUUUCUUCUUUCAGUCAUUUAUAAAAGAAUAUGGUUUUUGGAAUGAGUGAUACCAAGUGCUAGACAUUAUUUAACUGAAGGAUAAUAAUAUGGAAUGAAUGAAAAAAAUAACCGCAAGGAAUCGUUUAGUUUAAGAACUAUAUUCAAUUACGAGUACAGUUUGUUUGUAUUAAUAGAGUUGAAUAAAUUAACUCGCCAAAAAGUUUUGGCGAACUCUGAAAUCA
Molecule: messenger RNA, 8849 nt
Organism: Armigeres subalbatus
Lineage: Eukaryota; Metazoa; Arthropoda; Insecta; Diptera; Culicidae
Product: autophagy-related protein 2 homolog A
Exons: 11
Coding region: 1104-7985 (2293 amino acids)
Biological process (GO): reticulophagy; autophagosome assembly; piecemeal microautophagy of the nucleus
Cellular component (GO): phagophore assembly site
Molecular function (GO): phosphatidylinositol-3-phosphate binding
Source: RefSeq, a predicted model, not a curated record